This is a messenger RNA of Phycodurus eques (leafy seadragon), 2825 nucleotides long. It is a transcript of the gene nr0b1, whose product is annotated as nuclear receptor subfamily 0, group B, member 1. Bases 222 to 1238 code for a protein of 338 amino acids. NCBI's taxonomy places the organism in Eukaryota, Metazoa, Chordata, Actinopteri, Syngnathiformes, Syngnathidae. Gene Ontology annotation, molecular function: transcription factor binding; transcription corepressor activity. The transcript is spliced from 2 exons. The record is from RefSeq and is a predicted model, not a curated record. Gene Ontology annotation, cellular component: nucleus; cytoplasm. Gene Ontology annotation, biological process: negative regulation of transcription by RNA polymerase II.
GGUGCCAGAGAGCUUGUGGGAGGUGGGAAAAUAGAGUGUGAUCGGAAGCGGAGAAAGUGCAGGCACACACGGGAGCCCCCCCAGCCCCCCCCCCCCCCCCCCCCCCCCACACACACACACAAAAAGCGCGUCGCCCUUCACUCGGCGCUGCAAAACAAAACGGCGCCUCCUCCGCACUGACGUCCGCCGAGAGACGCGCCGUGCUCCCCGGCCCAGCGGUCAUGGCCACCACGCCUGAAGGCUGCCGCUGUCGGGGUGCGAGGCACCGCGGCGGCGGCGGAGGCGGAGGCGGCGGCGGCGGCGGCGACAGCAUCCUCUACAGCAUCCUCAAGAGUGACAGAGAGGAGCAACAACAGCAGCAUGAAACACUGCACAACUUACUCCACAGCCACAGAACCUCCUCGUCCCCGCCCGCCGCCUCUUCUGGAGCCUCCGGGCCGGCGUGGCGGCUCCAGGAGCCCAGGCAGCAGCAGCAGCAGCAGCAGCAGCAGCACGGGGCGUGCUCCUGCGGGGCCACGCGGCGCCGCGGCGUCCUGCGCACCCCGCAGGUGACGUGCAAAGCCGCCUCCGCCAUCCUGGUCAAGACGCUGCGCUUCGUCAAGAACGUGCCGUGCUUCAGGGAGCUGCCCGAGGACGAGCAGGUGGUCCUGAUCCGGAGCGGCUGGGCGCCCCUGCUGGUGCUCGGGCUGGCACAGGACCGCGUGGACUUCGAGACCGCCGAGACCGUGGAGCCGAGCCUGCUGCAGCGGAUCCUCACCGGGGCGCCCCAGAGCCCGAAACCGAGCCAGAGCCAGAGCCAGAGCCAGAGCCAGAGCCAGAGCCAGACCCAGACCCAGAGCCAGAGCGAGGCGGCGGCCGGUUCGAGUCCAGGCGCAGGAGCCGGCGUGUCCUUGGCCGACAUCGAAGCCAUUAAAGGCUUCCUGAAGAAGUGCUGGAGCGUGGACAUCAGCACCAAGGAGUACGCCUACCUGAAGGGAGCCGUGCUCUUCAACCCGGACCUGGAGGGUCUUCGCUGCCUGCCGUACAUCCGGUCGCUGCGGCGCGAGGCCCACCAGGCCCUCAACGAGCACGUGCGGCUGAUCCACCGCGAGGACGCCACGCGCUUCGCCAAGCUGCUCGUCGCCCUGUCGGUGCUGAGCUCCAUCAGCCCGUCGGCGGUGGCCCAGCUCUUCUUCAAGCCCAUCAUCGGCAGCGUCGACAUCGAGGAGGUGCUCAUGGAGAUGUUCUACGGGAAGUAAGGAACCGCAUCCCAGUUGAGGUGACCUUGCGGUUGCCUGAUGUACUGCCCGUCGGCUCUUAUUGGACCAGUAAUUCUAAGCGCUUUCCCCCCCCUCCCCCCACAAAGGGACGAGUGCGCGUGAAUGCUUCGAGUCAUCAUGGACGCCGCAUCUAAAGCAGCCGCUGUAAUUCCUAGCUUAACUUAUUUGUUACAUAAACUAUUUUUCUAAAAUAAACUCCCUGGAGUGUUGUUGUUCCACUGCUGUUCUUGACACACUUUCCACGGCGUCAGCUGACCUCCGGCCAGAUAAACGGCUGAUAAAACUCACGCGGUUCCCUUCAGCAAAUUCGGGUCACAAUGCUUGGGGCGAGCCGCUUUGUUUACGUUUUGAUAAAGCUCCAUUCUGACGAAUGUGAACCUGCAGGAUGCUGCAGUUCACUGGAAUAAGCGCAACAUUAGGAACACCUGCACAAUGCAAUGCAAUGCAAAAUGAUCACCAAAAUCCAUAUUCGUUACCUCCGUAAAGGCAGAAUGGCGGAUUCAGUUCGGAUUCAGUGCCAUUAGAACAUGCGAGUGUACCUAAUGAAGUGUCUUGUGUAUGGACCCAAACAAAGUGCAACUCAAGACCACCAGAGUGCGACAACACAUCCUUUUAUAGGAAAUAUUCCACACCAGGUUUUGGAUGGAAGCUGGGAAAUGUUUCUCUUUUUUUUUUUAAGAAAACCAAAAAUGACAUCUUUAAAGUUAUAUUGUUGGAUUUGUAUUCAGGUUACUGUCGUUUUACAUUUUUCAAAAAAAAAAAAAAAGUUCCUCAAAAAAAAAAAAAAAAAAAAAAAAAAAUGUUGUUAUGGCUUUUCCAAUCUUAUUCUACCGUGGCUGCAGGUGCCUCACCCCAACUGACUUUGAGUGAAAGGAAGGCUACACCCUGGACUGGCACAUUAGGCCUUUUUUUUUAAAAAAACAAACAAAAAACCCUUUAUUGCUAUAUUAUGCAUUUUUUCCAAAACGAAAUCCAAAUGUAUCAUACAAUACACCAUUUCCCCCCCAAAAUAUAUGAAUGUACAGCAUUGCCAUAAUACCACACCUUAAAAAAUGGGUAUGACAAUCAUUUGAUUUUUUUCCUUCAAAAAAAACUUUAUUAAUAGACACAUUACACUUUCCCCCUCCCCCCCUCUGAAAUGUGAAUUUUUAUUGUCAUAAAAAAUUGACUUCACAGAAUGCUUUAUCUCCCCGAAAACAAAACAUUAAAACUUUUUUUUUAUUAUUGAGAAGGAAAAAGGAUUUCACUGUCGUCAUAUAUAUAUAUAUAUAUUCUUUUCUUGAAAAAAAAAAAACUUUAUUGUCAUGAUAUUACAUUUUUCGUUCGACAAAAUAUAGCUAUUGUUACAAUGUGCUAUCUUCUUUUCACAGUUGUAUUGUCAUAAUAUGUUGGAUUUAAAUUUUUUUUUUUUGUAAUUGUUGACAGUAUGACACUAUUCAGACCCCCCCCCCCCCUUCAGUAAGGCCCUGAUAGCCCUCUGAGAUUCGAAGUGUAUCGUCAGAGUGCUAUUGUCAUGACACGAUGACAGCCCGGUGUGUUCGAAAAGCGGGGAAACUAUUAUUUUAG